ACAAUACACACCUUGCGCAAGCAUUUCUUAAUUUCUUCCAAAAAGUGGUGGGGACAUGUCCCACCCGCAAAUUACGCCUAUGCCAAAAUUAGAUACCAUCUAAUACCACAGCAAAAACCAUUGACCUAACAAAUAUAAAGUUCAAACGUUAUUAAAGACAAGUAAACAGUCAGUAAAGAACUCUCUGUCUCUUUCGGGUUGCUCACGUUAUCAGCCACAGCUGUUUUACACCGCAUGCAGUCAGUAAAUAAGAACAAAUGAACAAAACAAAAAAAAGACAAGCUGUAGCACAUAAUAUAAAUAAACAGAAGACAUUCCACAUUGCUUUAGGUUUUUAGGCUUAAUGGUGUUCAGCUACAGAUAUAAUCAAAUGCAAUAAUCAAAAUGCAAAAUAAUAUUUUCAGAUGACAGAAUGCAUAUUCUUCACUGUGUUAAAUAUAAAAAUGACGACUGACUGUUUUCCAGGAUUCUCGUCAAGUCGGGUAUUUUUGACAUAGUUCUGUGUGUGUUUGUCCCUUCAAGCACAAGAAGACACGGAAAGAAAGGGAGAGAGAGGUCUGAGGCGCAGGCUGAUCGAGCAAGUCACAAAUCCGUCAACAGACUCGACUCUCGAGCGUCUUUCACAGUGGCUAUCGGGCACUCACGUGAGCCCUGAGCGGACUAGCUUUCUAACGGUAGACAAAGAGAACUUAAAGGCGGGGUGUCAGUAGAGCUGUCACGAUUAUUAAAUAAUCGUCUCAUCGCGAUGGUUUCAGAUCAUCGCAAUUAUCGCACAUCUCUAUUGAAGACACUAGGGGGAGCUGUAGUGCAUCUGCAUAUUGCAUAUUUUAGUGUAUAUAUUGUAACUAAAGCAUGGUAAUACUUGUAAAAUGUACCACCACAACACAAUCACUUUAAAAAAAACUAAUGCGUGUACCAUAAAAAUAUCCUGCAGUACAGUUUAAUGUUAUUUCAGUGUGAAAACCAGUCUACCAAAAUUUCAUUAACACACAAGUAAACUUUUACUGUAGUCUUGCAAGUGAGAAAAAAACAGACUAGAAGCUUUUCUAUGACUGAUAGCAUUGUAAUGGUGGCUUCAAUUCACUCCUGAUCAAUUUACUUCAUUUACAAGUAUUUGGUGGUUGUAUUAUUGACAGGUAAAAGCCUAAACCUUCAGUAUGAUGACCCAAUUUUUUCCUAUGUAUUUCCAAGAAAAAGAACAUAGUCUUUAUAUUCAGAACAAUAUGGUCGUUUCAAAGCUGAAAAGUCAAAGCUCUAAAACAGACAAUUAAUCGUCAUAAUCGCAAUGAUUUAUUAGACAAUUAAUCGUCAGCCAAAUUUCAUAAUCGUGACAGCCCUAGGUGUCAGAUUUCUCUUAGCCGUUGUUGAUGUUCAAAUCACCAAAACAAACACACCCCUACCCCCAUCUUACGCUUUCGUCUAAUGUCUAGUGUGUGUUAGAAGUCUGGAACGGUGAGAAAACAUUUGUGCUUUGUACGUUUUUUGUCUUUAAGCCAAGCUUUUAGGUCUUUAGCCGGUAAAGUUUAAAUCCCGUCUGGCUAGCGCGUGGAGAGCAGGCGGUCUGCUGGAACACCUUCAACCACAUGAGCGUCUAACGUUACACCACUAACACAAUCCGGUCGAAUGUGUUUUCGACUUCUUCUGGAUGUUGUAGAAAGUCGACAAGCUCAAAACGUUUCAUACCCCCGUUUACACCUGUGUUAACGUCAUCCACUUGUGAUCCGAUCGACCAAAACGCAUAUCAGGUGUAGGCUACAGGGGCACUUCAGGGGCCAAUAAGAUUUCAGCUGGGGCCAGCGCCCCUCUGGCCCCACCCCUAGAUCCGCCAGUGGGUCACUGCUAUGUUGAGAUGGCUGAAUGGACAUGGUCAUGUGUUUCAGAUGCAGCGGGUUGAGAGAAUUCAGUCAGCGUGUGUUUUGUCACGGCCCUCCUCCCUUCAUCAUUCUCAACAUGCAGAUGUGGCAGUCUGAGGAUCUGUCUUAUGUACCGUAUCGUCUGGAACUGUCUGAUCAACGGUACUCGUUAGAGGGCGCUACGCUCUUCAACAGAGAUGAACAUCAUUAUUCCGCCGUAUUCCAGAUGGACGGGUACUGGAUGCAUUAUGACGGCCUCCGAUCGGACAAUCUGGUGCUGUUAAACAAACCACCGGAGUUCCUGCUGCUCUCCUCUUUAGUUUACAUCAGAUCUUCAGACAAAUAAACGCCACACAAUAUAAACACUUCUUACCAUCAUCACAAACCUCUUCAAAGUUUUCAUUCUUUAUCCCUUCAGUCCUGCUGUCGCUGUGUUUUAUGUUGUCCAUCGAACACUAAUUUCUGUAUUUGUUUGUCAGUAUUCCCUUCACAAAUGGUCUCCGUUGAUUAAUGACUUUUCGUGUUACAAUAUAUUUUUGUGUAUGAGGCGAUAAGAUGAUAUCAGAUCAGAAAUUUUAUACUCUUAUACAUCAUUCUUUUUGUAAUUGCUCUAUAAGACCGUCUGGCCUUGCGGAGCUUUUCUCUGGCGUGCUUGGAAUCCAAGAAUAUUGAUGUGAACUAUAAUAGUUUUGGAAUUAUUAAAGUGAAAAAGCUCACAACUGCAUUCAACAACCAGUCAUACACAAGCCAAAAUCAUGCGUUAUUUCUGUCUGAAACAGUGUUUCACGUCAGGGUGCUUGUUUUACACAGAUUGUUAAAGGUCAAUUCAAUAUUUUCUUAAGUCACAUUAGCAUUCUAUCAGUUUUACAUUGGUUCAGUAUGCUUAUUUGUUCUCAAGUCAGUUCUGGUUUUACAUGUAACUGAUGCCGAUUGUCUGUUUGUAAAUCUUGAUU
Messenger RNA from Triplophysa rosa, 2806 nucleotides. RefSeq lists its product as uncharacterized. The transcript is spliced from 2 exons. The record is from RefSeq and is a predicted model, not a curated record. Lineage: Eukaryota; Metazoa; Chordata; Actinopteri; Cypriniformes; Nemacheilidae. Bases 1858 to 2199 code for a protein of 113 amino acids.